CAGCUGGUUACAAAUUGUCUAAGGAAGACGUAUGCUUCAAGGUGAGAUCUGAAAGAAAGUUUCAUGACAUUGAAUGUAUGGAGAAUGUGACAUUGAAGGCAAUGAGAGAUUUCUACAAAAGUGGAGUGAUGGAUUACAACUACUACAGUGGAACUACAGGUUUUCAAAGAAGAUACGAACGCCAGUAUCUGAACUUACUCUCCAAAUAUGGCAAUUAUGCAUUUAACUACGACAACGUUACGUCUAACUACAGGGGAGCCUAUGUUUACACGUGUGAACCACAAGGACUAGUAGUUGGGACCCUUGGUACAGAGGAACUGAAAUGGCGAUUCCGGCAUAUUAUUGGAAAUAGAGCCAGUGUACUGCUGGUUGCCAUGUUGCUGGAUAAGUAUACCUACAAAUGGGCCCCCAAAAAAGGGUCGGCACCAGACACAAGACUCACUGCCAUCUAUGACUAUAGCCAGAGGUUAACGGAUACUAACAAGUGCGUGAAGUUAGUUACACAUUUGAAUAGGUGUUAUUUGAGAACUGUCAACUGUGAAGAACAAUUAAUGUUCGUGUGUGCAGAGAUGACUGGAACUAAUGCACAUGACCUGCAGCUGUUUACUACAAAAGCUACAUACGACGACGCCCAAAGGGAAUGCAUGUCUGUAGGAAAAAUGCUUGUUCCACUUUAUAGUGGAGGCUUGAAUCAUGUAUUCGACUUCCUUAAGCAAGAAAACAUAACCCUUUCGGUAUACACAGCAUAUUACACUGGUCACUACUUAGUGAACAAAGAAUAUACCUAUCGCUGGUUGUAUGGAAUAGGAGGACUGGUCAAAGAGCAAGAUAUGAACUUCCGGUCAACUUAUACAAACGACACCAAAGACUCUCACCAACAAGUUAUAUACUAUCCAGAUACUGACAGCUAUGGGCUGGCAAUAUUAAAUAGCAACGAUUACUAUAACUUCGUUUGUCAAAGUAGAUAUCCUUCGAUGUGGCUAUCAGCUGGACGCGACAACAAUACAGCCAAUAUUUUAAUACAACACCGCUAUACAAAGGGAUACCUGGUGUCCUCCGAAAACUUUCUGUCAUACGCUUGCUCUAUAGAUACCGUUGAUAUUGUCCGGUCACUGGUUUUACCUAGGAAGUGAACAUGUGUCAACUCAUGUAAUACAUGCUUUUAUAAAACAUAUUGUAACCAGGAGAGUAAGAUUAUCAUAAGAAAUAUAAUAGUUAUACAUAAUUAGAAAUGAUGCCACAGUAAGCGUUUGCUUCGUUAUAAAAAUGCAGACAGGAACACAGACCAUUGUAGUUAGAAAUUAAGAAGACGACAACAAAGGCGAACAUGCAAUACUACAAUUACUGUAAAAUAAACUGAAGAGCAUUUCCACUGUAUAAAGAGCCAAGUGUCAAUGAAAAUUUGUCAAGGUUAAAAUGUCUGAAGAAAAAAUCAUCAAAGGUCAACAACGCCUUGGAAAACAGAAAAGAACAAUGUGUUAAAAUCCCUCGAAAGGGCAACAUAUACUGUAUAUUUAUAAAAUCUAGAACAUGCUAUUUGCUUUCAAGGGUGAAGGUAAGUUGUGUAUAAAACAAGUGCAGUCGCAUUAGAACGUGAUAUUUCUUAGAUUUGCCCUAGAUUUACAUGUCGAGUGUCGUCGAUGAAGACAUUUACUCCUCUAGGACACAUGUCUUUGUAUCUAUCUGUAUGUCAUUCAUCAUUUUAUAUUGAUUUUGAGUGGAAGUCGCCGUUUCAUUCAUAACUCGGUAUUUUUUUUUUAUUUAAGUAGGAUCUAUGUAUUAUUGCAUAGUUACUAUAUCUAUAUAUCAUGUAGGAACACGUAUGCUUCCCGAACAAAAGACCAAUCGAUAUCAAAUGGCGUGUUCCCAUUACCACGAUUUCCGUGAAAGAUUCCAACCACUGACGAAAAAAUAACAAGCUAUUGAAAGAUGCAGUUUGAUGAAGACUAUGGGAACGUUUUAAGGUGUUAUAUCAGGAUCAUUUGGAAUUUUUUUAUGUUCAUGCGUCAUAAAAAGUAAAACAUAUCUCGUAUUUUUAUAUAUGCCUGAUGGAUCCGUGUUCAUCAUUCUACUUUUAUUUUGAGAAUGUUAUUUAACGAAUUUCACCUGCAAGUGCAUGGCGGACGUCAUCUAUGAAAUAGAAAACGCUUAAAAUUCCGGAGCAUCUUCUUUUCUUGUACUUUUUAAUGGGUUUUCAUGCAUAUUCUAUUCCUAUUCUGUCUUCGUUUUAUCGAAUUUGAGUUAAAGUAAGUCUCGUUAUUAUGUCUGUAUUUCUGUAUUUUCUUGUUCAUGACAUUCCUCUCUCUCUCUCUCUCUCUCUCUCUCUCUCUCUCUCUCUCGCUCUCUCUCUCUCUCGUCUAGUUACUCUUCGAUCAGUUUCAGAACAUCUUGAAUUCAAUGAAGUGAAAUGAGUUCAAUGUAGCUAUAACCUGAUUGUGGCGAAAGACAACAGCUGUAUGAACCUGUAUUGGUAUCUGUAUCUAAUUUGUUUCGCUUUGUAUUUAUAGUUGUUCAUAAAUAUUCAAUAAAGCAUGAAUCUAAUGAUAAUCAUAUACCUUGUAUCACUGUUGUUACAUUAAAAGACCUUAUUUCAACUACACUGAAUAAUAACUAGAUAUUUGAUUU
Molecule: messenger RNA, 2625 nt
Organism: Pecten maximus
Lineage: Eukaryota; Metazoa; Mollusca; Bivalvia; Pectinida; Pectinidae
Exons: 7
Coding region: 78-1133 (351 amino acids)
Source: RefSeq, a predicted model, not a curated record